GAACACCGAGCUGCCGGAGGUUAAUUCGUUGUGUACCAUUUUCCGGAGCCGUCCAACCUUCGCUUCUGGGUUUCGUUUGUCAGUAAAACCGGAGAUCGUUCCGCCUCCGUACAUUUCCGAGUGAUUUGUGACGAUUGAAACGCUUCACUAUGAAGUACUUGUUACUUCUAGUACUGGGUGUGUUCCUGUUUGCAGGAAUACAGCAGGUGCGGGCGGAGGCCGAUGAUGACGAUGACACGUUACCACUGGUGGACAACAAUCUGGGUGCAUCGAAGGAAGGUUCGAGAACGGACGCCGAGGCGGUGAAACGGGAGGAGGAAGCGAUCAAGCUGGAUGGAUUGAACGUGGCCCAGAUAAAGGAGCUGCGGGAAAAGUCGGAAAAGUUCACCUUCCAGGCGGAGGUCAACCGGAUGAUGAAGCUGAUCAUCAACUCGCUGUACCGCAACAAGGAGAUCUUCCUGCGCGAACUGAUCUCGAACGCUUCGGAUGCGCUGGACAAGAUUCGGUUACUGUCGCUCACCGAACCGGGCGUGCUGGACAGCAACCGCAACCUGGAGGUGAAGAUCAAGGCGGACAAGGAGGGCAAGGUGCUGCACAUCAUCGAUACCGGUAUCGGUAUGACGAAGCAGGAUCUCGUCAACAAUCUCGGUACAAUCGCCAAAUCCGGUACGGCCGACUUCCUGUCGAAGAUGCAGGAUACGAAGUCGGAGGGCCAGGACGUGAACGACAUGAUCGGUCAGUUCGGUGUCGGUUUCUAUUCGGCGUUCCUGGUGGCCGAUCGUGUGGUGGUCACGACGAAGCACAACGACGAUAAGCAGUACAUCUGGGAGUCGGAUGCGGCCAGUUUCAGCAUUGUGGAGGAUCCGCGCGGUGAUACGCUGCAGCGCGGUUCCCAGGUUUCGCUCCACCUGAAGGAGGAGGCACUUGACUUCCUGGAGGAGGACACGGUGAAGCAGCUGAUCAAGAAGUACUCGCAGUUCAUCAACUUCCCGAUCUACAUGUGGACGAGCAAGGAGGUCGAAACGGAGGUCCCGGUGGAGGAGGAGGCUGUUACGACCGAGAAACCGGCCAAGGAGGACAACGCCGACGAGGAGGAAGAGGACGUAAAGGUUGAGGAAGAGGAGACGACCGAUGAGGACAGCAAACCGAAGACGAAGAAGAUCAAGAAGACGGUCUGGAACUGGGAGAUCAUGAACGACAGCAAACCGAUCUGGACGCGCAAGGUCAGCGAGGUCACGGCGGAGGAGUACAAUGAGUUCUACAAGAGCUUGACCAAGGACACGUCGGAUCCGCUCACCCAGACGCACUUUAUUGCCGAGGGUGAGGUCACGUUCAAGUCGCUGCUGUAUGUGCCGAAGGUGCAACCAUCGGAAAGCUUCAACAAGUACGGCACGAAGGCGGACAACAUUAAGCUGUACGUGCGCCGUGUGUUCAUUACGGACGAGUUCAACGACAUGAUGCCGAACUAUCUGAGCUUCAUCCGCGGUGUCGUCGAUUCGGACGAUCUGCCACUGAACGUGUCGCGUGAGACGCUCCAGCAGCACAAGCUCAUUAAGGUGAUCAAGAAGAAGCUGGUCCGGAAGGCGCUCGAUAUGCUGAAGAAGAUCGACAAGGAGCAGUACGAGAAGUUCUGGAAGGAGUACUCGACCAACAUUAAGCUCGGCAUCAUGGAGGACCCGAGCAAUCGGUCCCGGUUGGCGAAGCUGCUGCGCUUCCAGUCGUCCUCGACCAAGGACAAGGAGUACACGAGCCUGUCGGAGUAUGUGGAGCGUAUGAAGCCGAAGCAGGACAACAUCUACUUCAUUGCCGGUCCGAACCGUGCCGAGAUCGAAAAGUCGCCCUUCGUCGAGCGGUUGCUGUCGCGUGGUUACGAGGUGCUGUUCCUGGUCGAAGCAGUCGAUGAGUACAGUAUUUCGGCGUUGCCCGAGUUCGAUGGCAAGCGUUUCCAGAACGUUGCCAAGGAAGGGUUCACACUGAACGAGUCGGACGAAGCGAAGGCACGGUUCGAGGAGCUGAAGACCGAGUACGAGCCGCUGCUCAAGUGGUUGAACGAUGUGGCCCUGAAGGACAAGAUCGCAAAGGCCCAGCUGUCCGAGCGUCUCGCCAACUCUCCCUGCGCACUGGUUGCUUCGAUGUUCGGCUGGACCGGUAACAUGGAGCGGCUGGCGCUGGCCAACGCUCACCAGAAGACGGACGAUCCGCAGCGCAUGUACUACCUGAACCAGAAGAAAACGCUCGAGAUUAAUCCGCGCCAUCCGUUGAUGCGUGAGCUGUUGCGCCGUGUCGAUGCGGAUUCCGAUGACAUUGUCGCGAAGGAUAUGGCGGUGCUGAUGUUCAACACGGCCACCCUCCGAUCUGGCUUCCAGCUGCCCGAGACGGCCGACUUUGCCGACAGCAUCGAGCGAAUGAUGCGACAAACGUUGGGCGUUUCGCUCGAGGAGAAACCCGAACAGGAAGAGUUCUUCGACGAGGACGCGAACAGUGCGGCCGCGGGUGGACAGGAUGAGGAAGAAGAAACCCUCGAUGCCGAUGAACAUGACGAGCUGUAAGAAGAGGAGACCACUACCAUCCAUUCCUCCUCGUGGAGCGCCAGAUUCGCUGGUGCGCGAGGGGCAUCUCUUCGGGAUUGCCCCAGAUCUAGUAGCCCUCCCAACAAAGCAUGACUGAUGUAAGAAUGUAAGCACGAAUGUGUGUGUUUGUAUGUGCGUGUGCAUGUAUGAGGAUGUAUGUGUGAUUCUAAUUGUACGUAUGUGAGCAUAGGCAAGUGUGUAAUCGCAAGCAGAGCCAAACGUUCCCGAUCGGUUCGCGCAUCCGUCUUUCCCCGCUAGCGGCGAAAGAGCACUGAAAUGAUUCCAAACACCUGUUCUUGAGGAAUUGUGUACGCACACCUUCGAGAGAGAAAGAAUGGACAAAUUCUAUUGUUCAUCAACAGUGAAAGUAAAAGCAAAGCGCGACAGUGGCAAUGGCAACUACACAGAGAGACGCAUCACGGAAAACAAAAAGGUAGGAAAAAAAAAACACCCCAGAUUGUGUUAGCAG
This is a messenger RNA of Anopheles aquasalis, 3039 nucleotides long. RefSeq names its product heat shock protein 90 Gp93 (gene Gp93). Gene Ontology annotation, molecular function: ATP binding; ATP-dependent protein folding chaperone; ATP hydrolysis activity. The record is from RefSeq and is a predicted model, not a curated record. Gene Ontology annotation, biological process: protein folding. NCBI's taxonomy places the organism in Eukaryota, Metazoa, Arthropoda, Insecta, Diptera, Culicidae.